Molecule: messenger RNA, 1334 nt
Organism: Papaver somniferum (opium poppy)
Lineage: Eukaryota; Viridiplantae; Streptophyta; Magnoliopsida; Ranunculales; Papaveraceae
Product: probable WRKY transcription factor 51
Exons: 3
Coding region: 103-756 (217 amino acids)
Biological process (GO): regulation of DNA-templated transcription
Molecular function (GO): sequence-specific DNA binding; DNA-binding transcription factor activity
Source: RefSeq, a predicted model, not a curated record
UUUACUAACAAUAAAAACCAAGAGAGGUCUUGCUUCUCUACUUCUCCCUCUCCUUCAAAUUUUAUUCAUUCACUACUAUCUUCAAGAAGUUUUACCACAACUAUGUCUAUUGAUCAAUUUAGUUUUCCACAAAGAGAUAACUUCUUUGUUAAUCAUGAAGAAAAUCAUAGUAAAGUUCAUGGUACUAACCCUAAUUACACUGCUUAUCUUAUGAAUAACAAUUUAGAUUUAUCGGAUUUCGAAGUUUCCGAUUAUUUAUUACUCGAACAUGGGUUGCAAGAUGAGUCUACGUCGACCCUAACUGGAAGCAAUUCGUUGCCUAGUCCCAUUUUGCCAAGUUUGGUUGAUGAUCCGGUUGUAAGCAAUGGGAUUACACCAACAAGUAGUAACAUGAAAUGCAAAGGUGCGGCUAAGAAAAACAAGGCGGAUGGACGCCAUAGAAUCGCUUUUCGAACAAAAUCAGAGGUCGAAAUCUUGGAUGAUGGAUUCAAAUGGAGGAAGUACGGGAAAAAGGCGGUAAAGGAUAGUCCUAAUCCAAGGAACUACUAUCGUUGUUCAAGUGUAGGAUGCACUGUGAAAAAAAGAGUAGAAAGAGAUGGAGAAGAUUCAAGUUACGUGAUAACAACUUAUGAAAAUGUUCACAACCAUGAAAGUCCUUCUGUUGUUUACUACAAUGAAAUUCCGUUAAUGGUUCCUAAUGGCUGGACUCUUCAUCAACAAUCAUCUAAUGCUUCCUCUUCAUCAUCCUUUCCGUAGUUAAGCCGGCCGUGUUUACUUCCACAGUUCUAUCUCGAUCAUUAAUAUUAUGUUCACUUGAAGAGAUGCUGCAACAUACCUUUUUAUAUACUGUUUUGGACACGAUGACACUCAAUUUGGUCAAGGGCCGGUUUGCAUUACCAAAUUCUCAGUGUCAUUCCCUAGUUUUGGGGUGACUUUCAUGAAGCAUGAUGACACAAUGAGGAGAAUAUCAAGUCGCAAGUCCUACUAAAGUGUGGCGCACAAUGGAUAACCGCCCUCUUUAGCUUUAUAAAUUAUUAGAUUAAAUUUUAUAAUACAUGGAAACUACGUAGUUGUUGUUGUGUACGCUAAUAUCCUAAUAUUUAUAAUUUGGAGGCUGAUUAAAGUUAUUUGUUUGGCGACUAUAUCCUUCCAUACUUCAAUGUUGAAUUCCGAGAAGUUGUAAUAUUGUUGGUGUUUGCUGUUAUCAUGCAUUUGAAAGCAUAACUACUUAAUGAGCAUACACUUGUAAACUACCAAAUUUUAUAUCUAUUCAUAUGCUCUAUGUCAUUAUGUGUAAUUCUGUGAAAAUGUAAAACAUAGCUUUUUGGUGCUAA